This is a messenger RNA of Colletotrichum truncatum, 726 nucleotides long. RefSeq names its product thermoresistant gluconokinase. Gene Ontology annotation, cellular component: cytoplasm. Gene Ontology annotation, molecular function: gluconokinase activity. Lineage: Eukaryota; Fungi; Ascomycota; Sordariomycetes; Glomerellales; Glomerellaceae. The record is from RefSeq and is a predicted model, not a curated record.
AUGCUCUCUUACGACUCCCCAAUGCCUGUCAACGGACAGCCGCCCAAGUCACCUUCAAGCCUUACAAAUGGCAUUCAACAAGCUGUUGCCUCCAAGACUCAGCCCAUAGUUCCCAAUGUUCCGACUUCUGCCAACGGCGCUGCCCACGUCAACGGAUCGCUCAACACCAAGUACCACCAUAUUUGGCUAGUUACUGGCCCGGCUGGCUGCGGAAAGACGACGGUUGCUGAAUACUUGGCCCAAUGCCUUGAGCUUCCCUACAUUGAGGGAGACAGUUUCCACCCUAAAGCAAACAUCGACAAAAUGGCCAACGGCAUCCCCCUAACUGACGCCGACCGAUGGGACUGGCUCGUUGCCCUGCGCGAGGAGUCUCGUCACCAGUUGGCUGCAGGUUCUGACGGUGUCGUCCUGACCUGCUCCGCGCUGAAGCGCAAGUACAGAGACGUCAUCCGCGUCGCCGGGUACUACGAUCGCUCCAUCCUGAUUCACUUCAUCUACUUGUCCGCACCCGAACACGUCCUUCUGCAACGUGUGCAGGCCCGCAGCGCUUCUACAAACCACUACAUGGGCGCCAACAUGGUUCGCAGCCAGUUCCAGUCCCUCGAGCCGCCAAUGGCCGACGAGACGGACGUCAUCAGCGUCGACGUCAGCCGGAGCCUUGAGGAAGUCAAGCGCGAAGCCUUGGCUAGGGUCACAGCCAUGAUGGAGGAGGAGCGCAAGCAGUAA